AUGUCUGACAACCAAAAGCAGCAACAAGGGGAAGGUCAUUGGGAAACGCAUUCCUAUUCAAGUAAAACAACAAAAGUUGGUGAUCAACCAGCGCAAACAGUUGGCGCCGAAUCAGCUGCACAAGGCACCUUUGAUCAUGGUAAACCGGUCGUAAAUGACUCGGAAACGGUCAAAUUUACAGAUAAAGGUCAUCCUGGUACAUUAGAAUAUUCAAAUCAGUCGGGUGGUGAUCAAAAACGUAUUCAACAAUAA
Messenger RNA from Didymodactylos carnosus, 252 nucleotides. The record is from the annotation of a GenBank genome assembly. NCBI's taxonomy places the organism in Eukaryota, Metazoa, Rotifera, Eurotatoria, Philodinida, Philodinidae.